Molecule: messenger RNA, 1386 nt
Organism: Nipponia nippon (crested ibis)
Lineage: Eukaryota; Metazoa; Chordata; Aves; Pelecaniformes; Threskiornithidae
Source: RefSeq, a predicted model, not a curated record
AUGGGCGCGGGGGCAGCGGGGGUGCGGGUGGGGGACCCGGUGCUGCGCACGGGGAAGCCGCUCUCAGUGGAGCUGGGGCCCGGCAUCCUGGGCUCCAUCUUCGACGGGAUCCAGCGCCCGCUGCGGGACAUCGCCCAGCUCACCCGCAGCAUCUACAUCCCGCGGGGCACCAACGUCCCCGCGCUGCCCCGGCACCUCACCUGGGACUUCGCCCCCAGCAAGAACGUCCGGGUGGGGAGCCACCUCACCGGCGGUGACAUCUACGGGACGGUGAUGGAGAACUCGCUCAUCCAGCACAGGAUCAUGGUGCCGCCCCGCAGCCGGGGCACCGUCACCUACGUCGCCCCUCCCGGGCACUACAGCGAGGGAUGGGGAUGGGGACCGGGGUCCCCCCUGCCUCCAUGGGGACGUAGCGGGGCGCUGUCAGGGGACUGCAGCCGCCGCUCUCUGCUGUCCCCACGCGUCCCCGUCCCCAGGUGCGUGCAGGGAGGCACCACGGCCAUCCCGGGCGCCUUCGGCUGCGGCAAAACCGUCAUCUCCCAGUCCCUGUCCAAGUACUCCAACAGCGACGUCAUCGUCUACGUGGGCUGCGGCGAGCGGGGCAACGAGAUGUCUGAGGUCCUGCGGGACUUCCCCGAGCUCACCAUGGAGGUGGACGGGAGGACGGAGACCAUCAUGAAGCGCACGACGCUGGUGGCCAACACCUCCAACAUGCCGGUGGCCGCCCGCGAAGCCUCCAUCUACACCGGCAUCACGCUCUCCGAGUACUUCCGCGACAUGGGCUACCACGUCAGCAUGAUGGCCGACUCCACCUCCCGCUGGGCCGAGGCGCUGCGCGAGAUCUCGGGGCGCUUGGCUGAGAUGCCGGCAGACAGCGGCUACCCGGCUUACCUGGGCGCCCGCCUGGCCUCCUUCUACGAGCGCGCGGGGCGAGCGCGCUGCCUGGGCUCCCCUUCCCGCGAGGGCAGCGUCAGCAUCGUCGGCGCCGUGUCCCCGCCGGGAGGGGACUUCUCGGACCCCGUCACCUCGGCCACGCUGGGCAUCGUGCAGGUGUUUUGGGGGCUGGACAAGAAGCUGGCGCAGCGCAAGCAUUUUCCCUCAGUCAACUGGCUGAUCAGCUACAGCCGGUACCUGCGGGCGCUGGAGCCCCACUACGAGGGGCUGCACCCCGAGUUCCCCGCCCUGCGCAGCCGGGCCAGGGAGAUCCUGCAGGAGGAGGAGGAGCUGGCCGAGAUCGUCCAGCUGGUCGGCAAGGCGUCCCUCGCCGAGGCUGACAAGGUGACGCUGGAGGUGGCGAAGCUCCUCAAGGACGACUUCCUCCAGCAGAACGGCUACUCCUCCUACGACAGUGGGGACAGCGACCCCCUGGGGGACACAUGGAGGUGA